CAACAACAAAUACAGCUGACGUUUAUGUUAUGUUAAAUGAUAUAUUUCUCUCUUCUUAGAGCAGGACAUGCGGUAUAUUUUUAGUUCAAAACAGGCUGAGAGAUUUUAAUUAUAAACCAUAAUAGCAAUAGUUUGUUGAGUGUUAGGAUAAGUGGUUAUAGUCAAAGCGGUUCUGUGAGAUUUGAGGUUGUGUUCCAAUGUUAGAGAAUAACAUCUUCAAACUUUUGUUUCUUUUAGAGAAGUGUUAUCUGAGAUCAUAGUUCUGAAAGGUAAUGGAAACUUGCUGUGCAUCGUCAUGUUAUUGACAAACCUUUUGGAAUGGGUAAAGGAUUAAGUGGAGUUCUGCACUGUUUAAGGAUACCGCUAGUGUCUUAAUUCUUUGUGCUUUUGUGCUCUGAAUACAAUGCUUACAUCAGCUUCAUUGACCACGUGUCUAACACGAUUUAGUUAUGAACAUCCUCGUAACUUAUCACUUGGGAAAUAUGCAACUAGGAUUUCGAACUUUAUCCGUUAUCUGUCAUCAGGAGAAGUAUCGACAGCAUUACGUCCAUUUUAUUUUUCUGUGCACCCGGAUCUCUUUGGACAGCAUCCAAAUGAAAGGACAGUCAAUGAAAACUCUCUGAAACAGUUGAGCUCCUACUUAGAGAGCCUUCAACAGAGACGAAGUGUGCGACCCAUCUCCCUCAAGUUCUACUUGAGAUCACAAGCUGAUAAGGGUUUAUUUCGAAUGGUUACAUUAAACCUUCGUGAAAGUGAUUCACGAAAUGCAGUUUUAAGAGUACUGAAAUCCUGUAACCUUCCAACAACAUAUGUUGACAAUAUAACCAGUCCUCCUCCUCCUCCUAAAAAGUCAGACACUUUUACCAGGUCCCAGAAUAAGUCAGCUGCAUGGGAAAAAUAUGAAAGUAUGUUUAAAGAUAAUGAUGAUGCUCAGAUUAUUCGUGGUAUGGUAAGGAAAGCUAAAGAGGACGAAUGUUUACUACCAUGGUUAGAGAAGAAUAUCAAAGAUGCUGCCGAAAAACAAGCUGCCUGUUAUCCUUUACAAGAGGAAGUCAAACGAUUACAAAUGGAACUUGCUCUAAAUCUUGGUCUUAAGGAAAUUAUUUGGGACUGUGGGUGGAAUGUAACUCACUUUCGUGGGUGUUUGCAAAGUUUUCAAGCUCUUGCUCGUGACCAUCCUGAGCAAAUGCAAGUUCUGAAAGGGAGAACUUUAGUCUUUGGCAGUGAUACAGGUGUUAGCUGGAAAGGCAAUGUUCUUUUAAGUAGUGGUGAGGUGCGUCAUAAUUGGCUGGAUUUUUUGAAAAACGUUUGGCAGCAAGAUGCAGCUCUAGUAGUAAUACCUGCUAUGCAGAAAGCUGUAUCCAGAGUUCUUAGGGAUAUUAAAGUUGUCCACAGGAAAUUCCAGCCUUACAUAAUGGCAAGAAAUUAUGCCAAUCAGCUGCGUCAUUUGGUCACUUCUCUUAGUGAUCACCAGGGAUCUAGAGGAUACCCAAAAUCGUGGCCCAAAAGUUUAGAAAAGUUUGAGUUGGUAGUUGAACCGGAAGCGGGUCCUCUCAUGUUAUCACCUACUGGUCAGUUCAUUGUACCAUCAUCAUGUCCUGCUUCUCUGUUAGUUAGUUUCUUAAGCGAAAAUAUGUCAGAAGCAGAACGCUUGCUCAACAACUACAAAAUGAAUAAGCAUGUGGAGCGAGAUUUGCAUCAGCGAUGCAUAGAUGAAUUCAAGCUAGUAUCUCUGCACAAAGAAGAUAAUGUAACUCCAGAUUUAAUGAUAGCUUGUUGUACCAAACUGUUAGAACACAAGCAUCAGCUGAGUGCUUGUUUUGAAGGCCGCUGCUUGUGGAUCACAAGUUACUAUUCUAUCAUGUCUGAUGGACAGAUAUGUAUACCAUGGAAUUGGAAACUUUGAGUCAAAUGUGAAAGUAUGUAUUUCCUUAUUUCACUGAUUAAUACAACCUUAAAAAAUAUUAA
Messenger RNA from Thrips palmi, 1968 nucleotides. Its product is annotated as T-cell activation inhibitor, mitochondrial-like. The record is from RefSeq and is a predicted model, not a curated record. NCBI's taxonomy places the organism in Eukaryota, Metazoa, Arthropoda, Insecta, Thysanoptera, Thripidae. Gene Ontology annotation, cellular component: mitochondrion. The coding region runs from base 404 to 1906 and encodes 500 amino acids. The transcript is spliced from 11 exons.